AUGGCAAGCUCUAAAAAGAUAUUACCCCAGGAGGGUACCGCUGGUUACACCAGCGGAGAAUCCCUCCCAGAGGUCACUCUGACCUCUGGCCGGCCCUCGUAUUCUGGGGGGGCCAAAGACUGCCAACCAAUGACCUCGGCGCUAACAAUGGACAAUGAUGCAAGUGAUAUGGAUUCGACGGCUGGAAGAGUAGGGGAUGACAGGGAGAGCGACUUGGAGCUAGUCUCAAUGUCGGAAACCUCUGACUCGGACAGCACACUGGAGGGCUUCCCUGACGGAAGGAAGGCGAGCACGAGCACGGCGCGGAAGAAAAACAGCAGUUCCGCGGCCCCUAAAAUUGCUCUCAAGUCCCCAAUUGGGACAGAGAGCAAGGGGAAGAAGAGGGCGCUAAAAGAAGCGGAAGUAGCGGGCCCGGUCAUAAAAGUGUCGACAGCGACAAGAGGCCGUACCAGACGACCGGGGGCCCAAAGCAGUUUUCUGCAAGAGGCGAAAGCCUAUUUAGCGGAGGGGGAGGAGAGUGGAGCAGUUGACUCGGACCCCCCCUACCGGCCUCCAUGCCUGCCCAGGGACUUGUCGGAGCCCAGGGCUGCGCAACCGGAGGCUGCCACCAUAGAGGCACUGGCUGCGAAAGCCCUCCUGAAUGUUUCCGCAAUUCAGGGGGAGGUUAAGAAGAGCGGAAACAUAAAGGGAACAGUGCGAGGCCAGAUUAACAGGGCCACCCAACAGGUGAUUGAAGCGGUGGAGGAGUUGCGAGCGAUCACCCCCGAGGAGGAGCAACGCCGGCUCCGCGCGGAGAAUGCCAGACUAGCUAGAGAGCUGGAGCUGAUCCGCGCGGAGCUGCGUGCUUUCAAAGAAGCAUACGCGGAGUCGCAAAAGCGGUCAGAAGCGACUCCGAGGGAGGCUCCUCAAGCCCAGGAGGGGGUGGAGACAAUUCUCAGGGGCGCUCUCGAAGAGAUGAGGCGCGAACUCUUAGAGUCAGUAGGCGGGAUGGUGAACGCCCGCCUGCAAGACUUGGAGACGCGCCUCCCCCCUGAGCCGGUGGUCAGACCACCGCUCCAAGCGGACAAUCAUCAUCCGCCGCCGCCGCGCCCUGUAACCAGGCCCAACCUGGCGACCAGUGCCUCAAAAAUUGUGGAGACACGACCGGCCCAGGCCCCUGCGGCCAAAGCCAGACCGGUCCCCAAGAAGAAGAUCGCCUCUAAAGCCAGACCGGCCGCCCCUCCCCCCCCUCCACCUGCUGGCGGAGAGGGGAGCGCAGGGAAGGCUGCAAAGGCCAAAGCCGGAACCGCCAAUCCCGCCCCUCAAACACCCGGGGGCGAUGAGACACCGUGGUCCCAAGUGGUCGGCCGGAAGGCCCGGAAAAAGAAGAAGAAGGCUCCGGCCGGGACCCCACCCGCUGCACCAGUUCACCCUGGUAGAGUGCAGCGGGUUCCCCCCCCUCCCAAGACUGUAAAGAUCGUGGCCCCCAAAACGGCGGCCAUAACCGUCACUCUCAAACCGGGGGCCACGAUCACAAACGAAGUAGGACAGGUCUCUGAGGCCAAAUACGUCGACGUCUUGGCCAAGGCCAAGGCAGCGAUCUGCCUCAGAGACCUAGGCUUGGAGACGGUGAAAGUCAGAACUAGUAUGACCGGCUCCAAGCUAAUGGAGGUAGGGGGGACCACCCCAGAAGAGACGGCCGACCGCCUGGCUGCCGAAUUGGUCAAAGUCAUCGGCGGCUGGGCGGACAUCGCGCGUCCGUCCAAACUCGCAGACCUCCGGGUCUCCGGUUUGGACGAGACGACGACGCGCGAAGAGGUGGCAGCCAAACUGGCGUCAACCGGCGGCUGCCACCCCGAUAUGGUCAAAGUGGGCCUAAUCAGGCCCAGCUUCUGGGGUGGGGGUUCCACUCUGGUGCGGUGUCCGGCAGCGGCGGCGAAGGCCCUCGCACAGAUAGGGAAGGUGGCCAUUGGAUGGUGCAUGGCCACCGUCACCGCGGUGAGGGCCCGGCCGCUACGCUGCUUCAAAUGUAUGCAGCUGGGCCACACCCGGGCCCUAUGCCCAUCGGAGGCAGAGGAUGGUCGCCUCUGCUUCCGAUGCGGCCAGGAGGGCCAUAAGAGGGCUGCGUGCGAGGCGCCUGUCAACUGCGCCGUGUGCAAUAGGACAGGCUGCCCGCACGCACAUAUAAUGGGGGGAGCAAAAUGCACCCCCCCCACUGUGAGGGGGAAGGCCCGCAUCAUCGGCCCUCCCCCUGCGCCACAAGCGCAAUCGUCGCCCAGGCUGCAGCCGCAGCCUGAAGAGGAACGCAUGCAGGUGUCAUAA
This is a messenger RNA of Papilio machaon (common yellow swallowtail), 2301 nucleotides long. Its product is annotated as microtubule-associated protein 4-like. Lineage: Eukaryota; Metazoa; Arthropoda; Insecta; Lepidoptera; Papilionidae. Bases 1 to 2301 code for a protein of 766 amino acids. The record is from RefSeq and is a predicted model, not a curated record. Gene Ontology annotation, molecular function: nucleic acid binding; zinc ion binding. The transcript has a single exon.